UUAAUGGGGUGGAAACGGGGGAUGGGCCAGAAGAGAAUUGCGUGGUAACGGGUCAGAACAAGGGAGAACCAAUAAACUCUGCUACCAGACAGGCGCGAUCAACAAUCUCAGGGCUCUCGCUUUCAAUCAAAUCAAAUCCAAUCCUCAUACACCCAUUUGUGAUUGGUUACCUUCCCUGCAACAUAUUCAGAGCUGCAGAUCAUUUUCAUUAUGUAUUGGAAUGGAACCACUUUGAAUGGAACAUAUUCUUCUUCUCAUGUUAUGCUCCAUCAUCUUGAUGCUGUGAGCCUAUGAGAUGGGUCAACAAACAGUAGAUUCAAAAUCAAGCGAUCAUGGGCAGGCUAAUGCUAAAUCUGGACCCAAGCAUGAUAAACAGCUGUUGGUGCCAGUAGCCAUAAUGGGACCUGCAAUUCAGGAUUCACGGAGCGAGAGUGUGGUUGCUGCCUCCAAAUCUAUUGAAAGCCCACUAUUUCCUGAAACGAAUAAUAUGGACAAUAAAGUUUCUAAUAUAACUGGCUCCAAAAGACCUACCCCAGAAUGCCUAGUGAACCCUCUCAGCCGAUGCUCGACAAACAAUUCUGGUAGUGGGCAUCUUGUCUAUGUUCGUAGAAGACCCGAAGGAGAGUUAAGCAAAACUGCUGCUAGUAACAACCAAAGUGGUGUUACUGAUUAUCCACAACUGAAGAAGCUUAGUCAACAUGAUGAGAAAACUCAGACUGAAGUCCAGAUGAAGGAAGCUAGACACUAUAUUCCAGAAGUUUCACCAAUCUCAGGAACUUCUUCAAGGUGCUCCUUAUCCAUGAAACCUUCAGUACCUCCCUCGACGGGAGAGUCCAACAACAAUUUAGCUUCAGUUAACGUUAGCAACCAUCAAGUCACUUCUACCAGACUAUUGUUGGAUAAUCAAAAGAAGGUUAAUUUUAAGCUUUGGGAAGAGCGGUAUUUCCAAUUGCAGAACUUGUUGCACAAACUGGAGCAAUCAAAGCAAGAGGAUUAUGUCCAGACAGUGCUUCGAUCGCUCUCCUCUGUUGACCUAAGCAAACAUGCUGUUGAACUGGAGAAGAGGUCCAUGCGGCUCGCAUUGGAAGAAGCUAAGGAGGUGCAACGAGUAAGAGGCUUGGAUGUGUUGGGGAAAUAUCCAAAGAACCCCAGAGCUUCAAUAGCUUGACGUCCUGAACAGCCUCAGCAAGAAGGAAAUGUAAUUGUAUUCUAAAACAAAAUUUGUACAUGUUGUAGCCUGAUAGUCACAAGUGUUGUAGUUAGUCUCUGUCUGGUCCUAGCUAAUUAAUGUGCUGUAGCUAUCGUUUGUUAACACUAACUUAUAGCACAUUUUAUUGAGCAAAUGGUAAUGGCAUUGCUCAGUUCCAUCAACAACAAUUGAGACUGAAUUCUUGCCCUCGUUAUCAUUUAAUCCUCUUUUAUGUCUUACAUAUACUUGGUCUGCGAAUUCACCACAAAGUAACAAAGGAGCCCCAACGGGUUGAUUGAUUUA
Lycium barbarum (goji berry) is the source of this 1492-nucleotide messenger RNA. RefSeq lists its product as uncharacterized. The transcript has 5 exons. NCBI's taxonomy places the organism in Eukaryota, Viridiplantae, Streptophyta, Magnoliopsida, Solanales, Solanaceae. The record is from RefSeq and is a predicted model, not a curated record. The coding region runs from base 296 to 1168 and encodes 290 amino acids.